This is a messenger RNA of Clarias gariepinus (North African catfish), 5375 nucleotides long. RefSeq lists its product as uncharacterized. The record is from RefSeq and is a predicted model, not a curated record. The transcript is spliced from 2 exons. The coding region runs from base 12 to 3938 and encodes 1308 amino acids. Lineage: Eukaryota; Metazoa; Chordata; Actinopteri; Siluriformes; Clariidae. Gene Ontology annotation, biological process: regulation of transcription by RNA polymerase II. Gene Ontology annotation, molecular function: RNA polymerase II cis-regulatory region sequence-specific DNA binding; DNA-binding transcription factor activity, RNA polymerase II-specific.
CAGAGUAAAACAUGGCCGCUGUACGGCCUGAGCCCGAGGAGAGCCUGGAUAACCAAUGCGAGAACAGUGAUUUACGGAGAGAUGAACAUAAAGAAGGUGAACGCGAGGUUACGGCAGAUGGAGCGCCUCAAUCCGGGGAGGAUCGUUUGCAAGAAAACGCGAACGCACAAGAAGCGAAAGAGCCCGCAGAGGCGCGGAACGAUUCACCCGACCAGAGUGGAGAAUCGGACCGGGGGAAGGCGCGUGCGAGGCGGAAACUGGGUGAUGCUCCACAGGAUGGCGAGGAGCUCGCGCUGGUUUGGUCCGGGUCAGAGGAGGAGCUGGUGGGGAGGGGGGCGUGCAGCAUCUCGGGCAAACGGGGCACGGGGCGUGAAGUUCAUCAAGGCACACCAGAGGACCAGACAACAGAAGACCUUGACUUAGAUACUGAAAGUAUCAUAGAACAUGAAGAAAUCAUCGCACAAGAUGAGGAGGAGGAGGAAGAGGAGGAACUGACAGAUCUGAGUGUGGACAUGGAGUGUGAUGGUGACUCUCAGGAAGGGGAAGAGGAAAAAGGAGAGGAAAUGUCAGAAGAGGAAGUAGGAGAACCCAAAGGUGAAGUCCAAAGCAAAGAACCCGAAGAAGGAGUGGAUAGAGUUGCAGGAGAUAAUGAGAUGUGCCAUGGUGCUGAUGUUACUGAUAAGCAGCGGAAAACCCGUCUGAACUGUCGCGACUGUGGCAAAAGCUUCACUCGACGAGAGACGUAUGACCUGCAUCGCCACUUCCACAUGCAUCAAGACGAGCAAGCGUCUCUUACCUGCAAAGAAUGUGGCCUCACCUUUCAGCAUCGCAGCAGUCUCAUCAAGCACCGCAGUGAGCACAAACAAAAUGGUCUACCGGAUUCGACGUUGGUCUCUUAUAAGCGGUCUCAGCUAAGGGAGUUCAGGGAAGAAAAGCUAUAUGAAUGUGAUCACUGUGGUGAAUGCUUUGCAUCUCUGAUCCGAUUUAAGCUUCACGCCUGCCAGCAGAGCCUGGAGAAGCCUUACCGCUGUCCGCUGUGCCGCAAAGAGUUCCAAUACAGAGUGUCCAUCAAUGCGCACAUGCAGAGCCAUUCGUUAGAGUGUCCUUACAGGUGCCUUGAAUGCAAUAAGGGCUUUCAGUGUGCUGUAACAUGGCACAUUCAUCAGCGCUCUCAUGCUGCCCUUAAACCUUACGAAUGCCCUGACUGCGGCAUGGUCUUUAGGCACCGCUCAUACAUGGACGACCAUCGCCGCAAACACACUGAAGAACGGCCACACCGGUGCACCAUAUGUGGCAAAACCUUUAAAUACAGCAGCCUUUUGCAGCAGCACCAAUACCUUCACACUGGCCAGAAGCCAUACCGGUGCACAGAAUGCGGGAAAAGAUUUGCCUUUGCGCAGAAUAUGCGUGCACACUGUCGCCAGCACAAGAAACUUGCUACUUCUGCUGGUUUUGAGGCAGCUAUUACAGAAAAUAAUGAACUGCCCAAUGGCAAAGAUUUGGGAUCGAUAGGAAAAGAGAACACCAAUACAAACAUGGAGUACCAGCGAAACUGUCCACUGUGUCCUCAGCUCUUUUACAAAGCAGCUGAUCUUAGGGCCCAUAUAUUGACACACGAAGCAGAAUAUGAAAACCUGAAUAAUGGGAAAAAAAAUUACAGCGUGUUCUCCUGUCCCAGUUGUCCUCUCCAGUUCUUAGAUGAAUCCACCUUACAGUCACACGCCUUGACUCAUCAGGUUAUAGCAACUCCACUAAAGAGGGAGGUUCUCAGUGUGGCCAGCUCAGCUAGCAAUGAUAAUAUUUCAGCCGAUGGAGAUUGGGGAGACCCGAUGGAAAAAAAAAGUUUAAGAUGCAAGGAGUGUGGUAAAAGCUUUCGUUACCGUUCCGUUUUAGAGCUUCACAUGCGCAUACACAACAGAGGUUACCAGUGCCACGUUUGCAAAAAGUCAUUCCGAUUCAGCAGUUAUUUACAGCAGCAUUUGAUCAUCCAUUCCGGCAAGAAGCCAUACAAGUGUCCUGACUGUGGAAAGGACUUUGCGUUUCUUCAGAACAUGAAGACUCACCAGAGACUGCAUCAACAGAAGCCUUUCCGCUGUACACAGUGCCGCAAGGGUUACAGCGAUGAGAGUCAACUACAGCGCCACAUGCUUUGCCACUCAGGAGACAAGCCUCACAAAUGUCACAUCUGCAACAAGAGUUUUGGUUUAGCCUACUUACUUCGUGACCAUCUGAAUACACACACCGGUGAGAGGCCACACCGUUGCCAAGAGUGCCAUAAGUCAUUCCCCUGGCUAAGCAGUCUUCUUGUUCAUCAAAAAAUACAUGCACGAAAGCGUCAAGGAGCAAACCAGUCGUACUCUUCGACUGUUGGUUCCCAAAGAGGAAGGACAGGUGCGGGUGGACGGGGCAGGAGAAGUGGUAGAUGGGUUUCAAGUUGGCCAAGAAUGGGAGGAAGUGUGGACAGGGCAACACAGUUGCAACAGAAUCCUUUUACUGAUCAGAUUUUGCCCAGUUCCGUGUCGAACUUGGUGGGGCAAGAGUCAAAUGUGUUUGAAUCAGAUAGGAAUGAGCAAACUCCGCUUAUGCCUGUUCAGUUGCAACAACAGUGGCAAAUUCAAAUUCACUCACAGCUACAGCAGCAGUCUAAAUGGACAUCUGAAGGACAGUCUAAUAAUUUCAGGCAACAAUGGCAGUCAGCAACACAUCUCAAACCUAUCUUGCCAAAACCAGAUGGUCUACCCAAGAGUUCUAGCUGGGCUGAGGCGGCAGCAUCAGGACAAGCUGGCAGUGCUCUCAAACAGCUUCCUGAGAGCUGCACAGCGCAAAAUAACAGUGACACGGCUUCAACUAGCACAUCAUCUCCUACUAAGAGCGAUGGCUUAUCCAAAAAUGAGGCAAAGGUGCAGCAACAACCUUCUUCAUGGGUUAAUUCACCAUCAACUCCAAAGUCACCAGGCACUGCAGAUGGGUCUUUAUCGUCGGAUGCAAAGACUCGUUCACCAGUGGCCAACACUCAGAAUUCUCCAAGCCAAGGGUUAAAUAUUCAAGGUCAAAACACACAGCAGGGUAAUGCAGAAUCUGAUAAAUCUGAGCAACCACAAUUACAACAAUCGACUACUCUAGCCAGUGCAAUGAUUUCAACACAAACAAGGCAAAAUGCAGAUUCGGUAGAUGACAGUGCUACUAGUAAAAGCAACAGUAAGCCUUUAAAUAUUGUAUCUUCUCUUGAAAUCUCUAAGAGUGUCAGCUCAAAAGACAAACCUGUGAAUGAAACAGGGGCUCAGCCUCCCCAGCUCCAUAUAAUUCCGUCACCUUCACAGCAGCAACAUCAGCAAUUGCAACUGGUCUUGCAAUCACCACAGCAAAUUCAGCUUCUACAGCAGACUGUGCAACCUGAACAGUUACAACUUAUUCAGCAACAACAAUUCCACCAGGCCCAAACAAAUACUUUGGGAUCAGUAAGUGUCCAGUUUGGAGCAGCUCCUUUUUCUCAUGGGAACGGAAGCGCGGUGUUCGGGUUCCAGACCACUCCAGUUGUUUCCCAAGCUCUGUUAAACGGAUCAGUGCAGCAGGGGCCACAGCAGCAAGUGUCUGCCCCUCAAAUCAUCUUAAAUCAGGCCGCUCCAUUUAUUACCUCACCACUCCCUUUGGCGCCUCCUCUUGCCUUGCCAGGUGCUCAUCCCAUCCAUACUAUAGCAGGGCAACUUCCUGGUCCAGCACCUCAGAACAUCGUCUUCACUCCACCAGGCAUAAUAAACGAAAGACCAGUAUUGCCACAGGCUUUGCCCUCAACUCAACAGACUGAACCGAAAAAACUUAUCGGUCAAAUUUCAUUUGCCACAGAUCACCGCUUUCGUUGCAUGAUCUGUGGAUGCACGUUACCUGGCGAACUAGAAUUACAGGUACACUAUAUGCAACACGUUCAAGGUGAGGUCUGAUUUGUAUAAUGUUAAUGUUCAAGUUUCUGGCUGUUAGUGUGCCAAAAGAACUGUUGUAGGUGACGCUUAUUGACUCCUCAAUUCUGAAUUUCUCCUUGUAUUCCGACUGUGUGAGAUGUGAAGUGACCACCAGUAAUUAGUCAGUUAAUACAAAUGAGAUUUUGCAACAUGUUCAACAUGUACAGGUUCAAAUAUUCAACUGAGUUUAUUUCACUUCGCAGUUUAUUUCUCACACAUGUUAAUCUAUUGCUUAGAUUUCUAAGUAGUUCAUUUUUGUUUGUUUGUUUGUUUUUAAUAACUUUCAGUUAUAAUAUUGGACAAUGCCGUUGUCCCAUUGUCCACCUGGAGAAAGUUUUGUGCUUAUACAGACCCAGGCUAAUGUUCUCAGUCUGUAAUGACACAUUGCACUUAUUCAUCAAAGUUGCAAAGAAACAACUGCAGAGAGUGCAGACUGUCAUGUGUGAUUUGUGUCCGAUUCAUAAAACUGUUAUUCUACAUUCCAUUCCCAGUUUAUGUAAGUGAUGUAAUAGUGAAGCAGUAAAAUAAAUAUAUUUUCUCAGGCUUUCAAAGAUACAAUGUAAAUCCAGGAAAAGAGGGAAAAAUCGGGCGAAGCCAAGUAAAAGUUACUCAUAAAAUUUUUUUGGGUCAAAAUCUGGUUCAAAAUUAAUCUGUUUUCCAACCUCACAUGCUGGUAUGUGAAUUAUAUUUAUGGCAGAGUAUUUUUAUUCAUUAUGAAUAGGUCAAAUUAGUCACAAGUUGAAUUUAUUUAGAUUUAUUUAUACAUAGAUGUGUAUUCAGUAUGAAUAAAUAAACAAAUCUUUAUUUCAUAUAAAGCACUAAAAUAAAUUAAUUGAACACUAAGGAAAAAAAUGACUGAAGUAAAUAAAAUCAUGCCUGGUGUGUUUUGGUCUAAUGGAAUAAACUCAAAAACAGUGUUUUUGAAUAUCCUGCCUGUCUAAGAUCCAGGACCAAAUCACAGUAUAUGCUGCAUCUUGAACAUGAAUACGCUUAUACAUUUCAAAUACUACUUAACUUUCUGUGUGUUAUAUGUAUUGAUUUUUUGUUUGGGAUUAUUUAACUGAAAAUCAUGCCUUUUAGGUUGUCAAAAUGUGCCCCAAUUAAUUUUGUCAGACAAAAAGUUUGCUUAGGUUUUAUGAUUAAAUUUGAUCCGACGCAACUUUAAUGAAUAAGGGCUAUUAUUUGUAGACUUAUGGUCACAUUGGUUUCUCUUGUUUUAUUUACUGUACAGCAUUUUGUGUCAAAUAUCUGAAACACUGAACUGCUUUUAAUGUUUAAGGCCUGUAUUUGUAAGUUAAAAUGGCAAACACAGGAGGAAAAUAUCACUAGGACCUUCAUGUAAGAUCACUGAAAGUUUUCUGUCUACCUCCGUCUGAUCCUUGUAGUUUUAGAUUCAAUAAAUUUUGAUUUGAAUCAGAA